AUGCUCGUACGCACGCCGCCGCCAGUUCUCACGCAUGCGGCGUCAACCACCGGCGACCAGGCUGAGCUCGAGCUGCGCACGCCUCCCGGCUCCGUCCUGCGCGCCACCUCCGACCGGUCCCAGCCUCCCAGGAUGUCAUCUACUGCAUCUCGUCAAUCCGUGGACCAGCCAGAGACAGAUCGUGCCCUUGCGCUUAAGAGAAAUUCUGAUGAUGUGGGGUGGGAGUAUGGAGUUUUGAUUGAUCCAAAUGAUCAGAAUGUAAUCAAGUGCAAGUUGUGCCCAAAGGUCGUGAAGGCAGGAAUCUAUAGGCUCAAAUUGCAUAUUGCCGGCAAGAAAGGAGAAGUUCGUGCAUGCCCCAAUGCCACCGAUGAGGACAAAGCAAAGUGCAGUAAAGCUAUUGAUGAGUCUAGGAGAGCUAAAAGGGCUAGAAGGGAGAAAGAACAAGAGGUUAGAGAUGCUGUUACGAUUGAUGUUGAGUCAGAUGUAGAACCGGAAGAAAAUACUGGGCUUGAUGAGAUUACAGGCUCAGGAUCACGUGUGAUGGGUCCUAUGGACAACUUCACAAAGCCUAUGGACUCUAAUUCGUUGGCCAAGGGGAAGAAGCUCCAUCAGCAAAAAAUCAGUGAGCAUGUCAUGAAAGAAAGACUUCAUAGGUUCAAGAGAUAUGUGGCAAGAUGGUUGUAUGUUCGCAGAAUACCUUUCAAUGCAAUCAAUAAUAUAGAGUUUGAUCAAAUGAUUGAAGCUGUUGGUCGCUUUGGGCCGGGUACAAAGAAGCCUUAUCAGCAUGAGUUGAGAGAGAAGCUGCUGCAAGAGGAAGUUCAAGAUACAAAGGAGAUGUUGAAGGCACAUGAGAAAGAAUGGCACAAGAAUGGUUGCUCCAUUAUGACAGAUGCCUGGACAGAUCAGAAACGAAGAAGCAUUAUGAAUAUGUGUGUCCAUUGUAGCAUUGGUACUAGCUUUCUUGAGUCAAAAAAAGUUUCAACCGAGUCCCACACUGGAGAAUUCAUUUUUCAGUAUGUGAACAGCUGCAUUGACAAAGUUGGGGCUGACAAUAUAGUUCAAGUAGUCACAGAUAAUGCUUCAAACAACAUGGCAGCAAAAGAUUUGAUGUCUGUAGAGAGGCCUAAAAUAUUUUGGACUUCAUGUGCAACUCACACAAUCAAUUUGAUACUUGAAGGAAUGGGAAAGAUGAAGAAGUUCAAGACCACAAUUGCUCAAGCAAAGUCAUUGACAAUCUUCAUUUAUGCACACCAUAGGACCUUGGCAUUGAUGAGGAAGUUUACAAAGAAAAGAGAGAUUGUUCGGCCAGGCGUGACUAGAUUUGCAUCCAACUUUCUCACCUUGCAGAGUUUGUAUGAGAAGAAGGAGCAGCUAAGGACGAUGUCUCAAAGUGAAGAGUGGGAGAAGAUAAGCCAUGUCAAGAGUGCAAAAGAAGUGCAAGCCACAGCCACCUUGUCAUGGACGGUUUCUUAUGAUAAGCAAGCCCAAGUACUGAAUGAGGAAGUGCACAAGUUCAAAGACCGUGCUGGUCAUUUUGGAAAACAAGUGGCUGCUGCUGGCUGUAAGGAAUUUGACAUGAAUCCUGCCAAAUGGUGGGGAAACUAUGGAACACAAGUACCAGCAUUACAAAAGAUGGCUAUCAGAAUUCUAUCCUUGACUUCAAGUGCAUCAGGUUGUGAAAGAAAUUGGAGUUGCCAUGAAGGGAUUCAUACUAAAAAAAGGAACAAGCUCACUUGUGAGAGGCUUGAGCAACUUGUGUUCGUUCAAUUCAAUGCUCUCCAUGGACCGAAGAGAGAUAAGGCUCACAAGAACAAAAAUGUGGAUCCCCUUCUAGCUACUGAAGCAACAUGUGCUCAAGGAUGGAUCGUGGAAGGAAUGAAAGAGGAUGAAAUCAGAGAAGUUGAUCCUGUUACGGGCCUGACAUGGCAGCUAAUUGCAGAAAAUUGUGGUGUUGAUGAGGAUGAUCCUAUUGACGAGGAAGAAAUUGAGUUUGAAUCUGACCAAGAAGAUGUGGUCACAACAGGCUAUGAGGCAGAGGAGGGGCUGAGACUAGUGAUGAUUGAGCUGCUCCAAGUCAUAUGA
This is a messenger RNA of Striga hermonthica, 2082 nucleotides long. The record is from the annotation of a GenBank genome assembly. NCBI's taxonomy places the organism in Eukaryota, Viridiplantae, Streptophyta, Magnoliopsida, Lamiales, Orobanchaceae.